Messenger RNA from Phoenix dactylifera (date palm), 1339 nucleotides. The record is from RefSeq and is a predicted model, not a curated record. Lineage: Eukaryota; Viridiplantae; Streptophyta; Magnoliopsida; Arecales; Arecaceae.
AGCUUCUCGUAACACAUAUUGCCGGGUCAUCGAUAAUGAUAAUACUUUGCAUUUAACUAACCUCGUCAACCAUCAAGUAUUGGUUAUAAAAGGGACAGAGGAUUGUGCAUUGGACGACGCGCAGCCCAUACUUCAGAGACUUGAAGAUUUGCUUAGCUUUUGAAGAGAUCGAUGCGGAUGGCUUGUCUAGAGAGCGCGAGGCUCAAGCUCGCGGUGUUGCUCUUUGUCAUGGCCUGCAGCGUUAUGACAGAUGCAUUCCCUGAACCCAAAUCUCCUCCACCACCAUCUCCUUCACCUCCAUACUAUUACUAUUCACCUCCACCACCACCACCACCUUACAAAUACACCUCACCUCCUCCACCACCUUACAAGUACUCGUCGCCUCCUCCACCACCUUACAUGUACUCGUCGCCUCCUCCACCACCCUACUACGAUUCCAAGAAAUACCCUUCUCCGCCUCCCUAUUAUGAUUAUUAUUAUCACUCACCACCACCACCACCACCACCUUACAAGUACUCAUCACCUCCCCCGCCACCAUACAAAUACUACUCGCCUCCUCCACCUUCCUACUACUACAACUCUCCACCCCCACCGGCUUAUAAAUAUACCUCGCCACCUCCACCAUCGUACUAUCACCACUCUUAUUAUUAUGACUUUCCAUCUCCACCGCCAUACAAGUACUACUCACCUCCUCCACCGCCAUACUACUCACCUCCUCCACCGCCAUACUACUCACCUCCUCCACCUUACAAAUACUCCCCGCCUCCCCCACCUCCCUACCGUUAACGCUUCCAGAUUCCCCUCUCCACCACCUUAAAAGUACUCCGCACCUCCUCUACCACCAUACAAAUACUACUCACUCCUCCACCCCCUUACUAUUAUCGCUAUCCACCUCCUCCACCUUACAAGUACUCAUCGGCACCACCGCCUCCCUAUAUUAUUACCACUAUCCUCUUCCACCAGCUUAUUGUAAAUCACCACCUCCACCAUAUAUAUUAUUCGAAGUCUCCCGUUUCCAUGAUCACUGCCAUCGUCACUAUGGGCAUGCAGAUAUAUACUCCUUUACAGAAUACGUAUCAGAAAUCUACUACCGAAUGCUGCUAGAUCGGGCCUUUAUAUAUAUUGUCUUAUAUUCUGUGUAGUUCUAAAAACCAGCAUGGGGUUCCGAAUCCCUGAUUGUUAACAGCUCAUAUCCAUGGGUUUUCGUUAUAUUUCUAUUUUUAUUUUGAAAUGUGGAGCGAGUUCCUUGUGAGCUCCACGUUGCAGUAGCCCAGCUGGUAUUCGUUGCUGUAUGGAUUGUUCAUGGAAGACAUUUAUAUAUACUAUUGCUUUUUCCAUA